Macadamia integrifolia is the source of this 1815-nucleotide messenger RNA. RefSeq names its product lipoyl synthase 1, mitochondrial. Lineage: Eukaryota; Viridiplantae; Streptophyta; Magnoliopsida; Proteales; Proteaceae. The coding region runs from base 16 to 1302 and encodes 428 amino acids. Gene Ontology annotation, biological process: lipoate biosynthetic process. Gene Ontology annotation, cellular component: mitochondrion. Gene Ontology annotation, molecular function: lipoate synthase activity; 4 iron, 4 sulfur cluster binding. The record is from RefSeq and is a predicted model, not a curated record. The transcript has 4 exons.
UGGCUUUCGGAUAGAAUGGGUGGAUUGGGAUUGAAUCUUUGGGUAGGGUUUUUUGACUGUUGGAUUUCUAUGCCACGUGUCGCUCAUAUAUCGUUGAUUGGUCGGCAGUUGGUAGAGGAGUUGGGGACCGUUUUAGAGAGAGAAGCCAUAUAUAGACAGCCACCAACCGUUGCUUCCAUAGAGACUGGUGAGCGAGAGAGCGAGAGAGGUAUGUAUCCUCGCUUCCUAUACCUUGCGCGAUCCUCCAGAUCGUCUCGAUCCCUAAUCACGCCUUCUUUUCUAUCUUUUUCUUCAUCAUCGUCUUCUUCUGUUGAAACUUCAAAGCCUAAAUUGCCACAAACCCUAGCGGGUCUAAGACAAGUAUUGGCAGAUGAAUCACCUUCGUUAGCUGAUUUCAUCCGUCUUCAACAGAACGAUGAGUAUUCGGUCGAGGUUGGAACGAAGAAGAAUCACCUUCCAAAGCCCAAAUGGAUGAAAGAAGCAAUCCCUGGUGGGUCUAAAUAUGCUAAGAUCAAGAGCAAGCUUAGGGAAUUGAAGCUUCACACCGUCUGCGAAGAAGCUCGUUGCCCUAAUUUAGGGGAAUGUUGGUCCGGUGGAGAGACAGGAACCGCCACUGCCACGAUAAUGAUCCUUGGAGACACUUGCACUCGAGGUUGCAGAUUCUGCAAUGUGAAGACAUCACGGACUCCACCUCCACCUGACCCUAAUGAACCUGCCAAUGUGGCAGAAGCAAUUGCAUCAUGGGGUCUGGAUUAUGUGGUGAUAACAAGUGUUGAUCGAGAUGAUUUACCUGAUCAAGGGAGCGGUCAUUUUGCAGAGACAGUACAGAAGUUGAAGGCUUUAAAGCCGAGUACACUGAUAGAGGCUCUUGUUCCUGAUUUUCAAGGGGACCCUGGCUGGGUAGAGAAAGUAGCAAAAUCCGGGUUAGAUGUUUUUGCUCACAAUAUUGAGACAGUGGAAGAGCUUCAAAGUGUUGUUCGGGACCGUCGUGCUAAUUUCAUUCAAUCUCUAGAUGUUCUGAAGAUGGCUAAAGAUUAUGCUCCUUUUGGUACACUUACCAAGACAUCAAUAAUGUUGGGUUGUGGAGAAACACCUGAUCAAGUGGUUAAGACUAUGGAAAAGGUAAGGGCUGCAGGGAUUGAUGUCAUGACAUUUGGGCAAUAUAUGAGACCAUCGAAGCGCCAUAUGCCAGUAUCUGAAUACAUCACUCCUGAAGCUUUCGAGAAGUAUCGAACUCUAGGCAUGGACAUGUUCUGUCCAGGUGAUAGGUUUUCUGGGCUGGAAUAUCGACUUCUGUUCUGACUCAACCCCUGGUCACUUUUGGCUGAUAUUUGGACCAGAGGUUCCCCUCAUUAAAAGAGCAACUCGAUCCAGUUUUGGUCCCCAUCUGGGCUGUGGUUCCAAAAUUAUUAGAAAUCUCUCUUUUCUUGUCCUGUAGUGACUUUACCAGAGCAGAACCAGAAUCGAUUGUUCUGGGCCGUCCUAUUCUGUUGCUGUAGUAUCUAUUGUUGAUUUGGGACUGUUAUCAUCCUAAUACUACUGCUGAUUCAUUCCUAUUUGGUGACUGCUGAUCUGUUCUAAGUAUUAUUGGAUAUCUACAGCUCAUCUGGAACAUCUGGCCCAUACUUCCAGUUCAUCUGGAACAUCAGCAAGAUUUGAUCCAAGCACCACAUUGUUUAACCCACUUAAUUUGUAUCUCCACAGUAUAAUAAAAGUUCUGUUGUACUUUUAAGACUUACACUGCACUUGUGUUUGAGCUUGUUGAACUUUCUUAAUAAUAAUCAUCAAAUUAGAAGUAAAGUCUUCUUCAAUUUA